Messenger RNA from Phragmites australis (common reed), 2727 nucleotides. Its product is annotated as zinc finger CCCH domain-containing protein 32-like. Bases 360 to 2432 code for a protein of 690 amino acids. The transcript has 3 exons. NCBI's taxonomy places the organism in Eukaryota, Viridiplantae, Streptophyta, Magnoliopsida, Poales, Poaceae. The record is from RefSeq and is a predicted model, not a curated record. Gene Ontology annotation, molecular function: metal ion binding.
ACGCGACGCAAAUCGAACCGGAGCGAGCAGGCAAGAAAACCUCGCGACACUGCUGCCUCUCAACUCUCAAGCCCGUUUUCUUGUCCCCUUCCCGUGCUUCCCCGUCUCGUAGCGCUGUUUUCUUUAGCCCGCAGGCUGCCGAGGGUGCAACGCGAACGCCAACCCAAUGAACCCAUCCCCGUCGCCCUCCCCUCCCCAACCCUAGCCUACGCCGCGGGCAUAGAUAGAUCUUACCCCGCCGCCGGCCACGCCGAGCCCUAGCUUCCCCCUCCGCCGCCGCUGCAGGCACGAUCGGCGCCUCGUCGCGCGGGUCGGGGGUAAGGGAGGAGGAUCCCGCGGCCCCCAUCGGGACGGGGGCCAUGGAGGUGGACGCCGCCGCGGCCGCGGCCGGCGCGAAGCCGCUGACGCUGGAGGAGGAGGCGUUGAGGCGCAGCACUGACUGCGUCUACUUCCUCGCCUCGCCCCUCACAUGCAAGAAGGGGAAUGAAUGUGAUUUUCGUCAUAGCGAGGGUGCCCGGAUGAACCCUAGAGACUGUUGGUACUGGUUGAAUGGCAAUUGUUUGAAUCCAAAAUGCUCAUUUCGCCAUCCGCCAAUUGAUGGCCUCUUUGGUGCCCCAACUCCUGGAGUACCUUCAGUUUCUUCACACUAUGGUGCUUAUAACUCGGGCAAUCAGAUGGUACCAUGCUAUUACUUCCAGAAAGGGAACUGCUUGAAAGGUGAUAGGUGCCAUUUUUAUCAUGGACUGCAAGCGGCUGGUAAUAAUCCCUCGGAACAGGUGGUGAAGGUUCCUUCCAUUCCUUUGGAACAGCCCCAGUCUCAAAAGAAUGACGAGUCUGCAGAGCCAAAUAAUUCAAUGCAGCAACGUGCUCCAAUAAUUGGUGACAGGUCCAGAAUGGCAGUUGAUUUGUCUAUGGUCCAUGCUGCCAAGACUGGUGUAGCUGCAGUACCUUCUGAACUUACUUCCAAUGCAGUGAAGUCUAGGCUCAAUUCAGAGAAGGUACCCAAUAAUACGCUAGCAGUGAAGAAAAGUUGUGAGGAGGAUCAUCCUGUAGGAAGUGACUUUAUCCAAGAUUGGAACCAGGAUUACAAAAUGCCUCCUACAGAUGAUCUGCCACAGAACAGCGGGGAGGCUGAUGAUUUUUUGGGGGAGUCUUCGCCUGGUUUUGAUGUUCUUGUGGACAAUGAUGCUGAUGGUGCUGCUUAUUUACACGAUGAGGAAGACUUCAGAAGGGAUAUGUUCCCAGUAGAAGACUAUGAAUAUGCUCCAGCUGAUUUUGAUAUUCGGGCCCAUCAUGAAAGAGAGCAGUUCAAUGGAAUGGGUGAGCAUAACCAGAUUGGGCAACUGUAUGAUGGCUAUGAAAGGAAAAGGCGUAGAUCAUCAUCUGAGAGGAGCAUGGACAGACCUUUCCAUUCAGAUAGAAGGUUUCUGCACAGAGAGAUCGAUCAUGCUGAGAUGGAUGGAUCUGACCUACGUCAUCAGCUCCGCAGGAGAAGAAUAAAUGGGUCUUCAACAGCCAUUAGCCCAGAGCACAAUGGAGAGCAGUACUGGAGGGAUGAACACUACAGGGAAAGGGCACAUGGUGGUCACCAUACACACAGAGAUCGCCGUCAGGCCCCACGAGGAAGCACUCUGAGCGCUCGUCUGCAGAGCAGAAUAAAGCUUCCUGGGAAAUCACCUGAUAGAAUUGAUACUCGCUUUGAGAAUGAGCGAGAUAGAAGGCGACUCCAGGACAGACUCUCUCCAGUUAGGCAUAUGGAUUUUCACGGGGUUAGGCAUCGUGAGGCAGGACAACAUCAUGAAAGGAGCCUGUGGAGAUCAAGUGAACUUGCCUCAAGUGUCAGGCAUGCAGAUGGUCACUCUUCGAGAAGAGAUGCGGUGGAUUCAGUUCACUUUGCUGCUCGGAAAAACUUAGGAGAGCCUAGAAAGGCCAAUGGAAUCGUGGAGUCUGAAGAUUUUGAGGGCCCAAAACCCCUCAGUGUCAUCUUGCAGAGGAAACGAGAGGCCACAGUAGGCAAUAACUCGUCUUCCAGCUAUGUGAAAUCUGCUGUGGCUGCAGUUACGCAGCCUGGUUCUCUGGUUGAAGUUGACAAGAAAGGCUGUGACAACAUUGUUGUCAGCUCUGAAGAUUGCAAGAGUGGAUCAGGUGACGAAGAGUAUACGGAUGAGGAGAAAGAUCAGAUCCCUGUAGAGGGUCAGGGGCAAUUUUCAUCUCAUGGUGACAAAUUUGAGGUUGAGGAUGUUACUGAAGUGGAUCCGUCGGAAAAUCAAGAGGCAGAUAACUAUGACCAGAGAGAGGGUGAGUCUGAUGACUACGAGACAAUUCAAGGUCAUGACUACAAGUCUGAAGAUGAAAAUAUGUAUCAAGACGAUGAAGACUUGGAUGACGAUGAUGAUGAUUUUGCUCAGAAAGUAGGAGUUGUUUUCUCUUAAGCUCUAUGUACUGUAGCUUCUGUUGUUUGAUGCAAAGCUGAACUGCUUUCUCUUGAGCUCUAUUGUACUGUAGCUUCUGGCACUUGAUGUUUCUUUUUUUUAAGUUGAUAGUGGCAAAGCCUAUUUGUUUUCUGAGGCUGAUAACUGAUAAGUAUAGGUCAGAUAUGAAGCGAGGUAGCUUCCAUAAAUGAUUAAGGCUUUACAUGUAAAGCAGCUGAUUGUUCAGUAUAUCUGAUCUAUCCAACUUUGUACUGUAUUAGUUUCCUUACUAACAUCAGGAUAUUUAUUCGAUCAA